Messenger RNA from Aspergillus steynii IBT 23096, 1336 nucleotides. RefSeq names its product PfkB family carbohydrate kinase. The transcript has 3 exons. The record is from RefSeq and is a predicted model, not a curated record. Bases 63 to 1253 code for a protein of 396 amino acids. Lineage: Eukaryota; Fungi; Ascomycota; Eurotiomycetes; Eurotiales; Aspergillaceae.
CCCCGCUCCCUGACUCAAGAGUCCUUUCUUUCCCUUAUCUGCUGCUGACGACUUCCCAAAGCAUGGCAGAAGAAACCAGCCACGGUACCUUACCCGACAGUCAUGUCGGGUUCUGUACGCUGGGCAUGUUCAUUCUUGAUGAUAUCGAAUUUGGUGGGAUUAGGCCCGACGUGAAGAACAUCCUCGGCGGUGCGGCCUCCUUUGCAGUCGUGGGCGCGCGUCUCGCCGCGGGGAAAGAACUUGCUCGGUCUGUGAGUUGGAUUGUCGAUGUCGGCUCAGACUUUCCCCAGGAGGUCUUAAAUACUAUCAAGGCAUGGGACACCGACUGCAUGAUUAGAGAAGAUCCGGGGCGAUUGACCACCAGAGCAUGGAACGGCUACGGUCAUAACGAGAAACGAGACUUCAAGUAUCUGACCCCAAAGUUACGAUUGGAACCGCACAUGCUGUCAGACUCCCAAGUUCUCUCGAAGACAUUCCACAUGGUCUGCUCCGCGUCCAGAUGUAUCUCCAUUGUGCAAGAAAUCCUCCGACGUCGAGAAGAAUUGCAACGAGGUAGCCAGGCUUCCUCCCCCCUGGAACGACCGAUCUUUGUCUGGGAGCCCGUGCCCGACCUCUGCACCCCGGAAGAACAGGAGAUGUUCUUCGCUGCGAACCGAGUCGUAGACGUGGUAAGUCCUAAUGAACUAGAGUUAGGACUGAUGUUUGGCCAGUCCGGAUGGUGCGAAGAUGAACAGUUUGGCCAGGAUAUAGUGAGGAGGAUCCUGGAGUCUGGCAUCGGACCCGACGGAGCCGGGCACUUGGUCAUUCGGGCUGGAAAGGACGGAAGCUAUUCAUACUCUAGAGCCCAGAGAAUCUGGCUACCCGCGUAUCAUCAGCCUGCUGCCUCCGGGUCUUCCCCUGUGGUCGAUCCCACAGGCGCCGGGAAUUCCUUCCUGGGGGCAUUGGCGCAAGGAUUGGUGGGUGCUGGAGAAGGGCCGACUCGCGUUAUCGGGUCUGUCUUUGCAUCGUCUGUGAACUGGAAGGAUGCCCUGAAAGCAAAUGGAGACCGUGACCACAUCCUAGAGGCUUUGGUGUUUGCCACUGUUGCCGCCAGUUUCGUGGUGGAGCAAAUCGGGGUGCCCCGGAUGUCUACUUCUACUGAAGGGAGGGAGCUUUGGAACGAGACUGAAUUCACGGAACGGGUCCGUCUGUACACCCAGCGAUUGUAUAAAAGCGUCGAAGAGUCUCCUCGGAAGCAUUUCCAGAUCAAUUGAACGGAUUGAAGAACGCCCUUCUAUUGUCGUACAGCCCACAAGAAUAUGAAACAAAAAAACCCGUCAUUUGCCAUAGUAUCCCU